UAGAUAAUUUUUUUUAUCGCUUCAAACACUGUGUAUUUAAACAGAGAUAUACGUACAUUUUGCUCACAGUUUUCACAAAGAAUUAUAACAGUAUUGUUUCUAAAAAUUUUGUUUUAUAAAGUUAUUAAUUUACAUUCGACAUCAUGAAAUAUUCGUUUGUAAUACUUUUGGUGGCUGUUGCUAUGAUACAACACUGUUUGAGCGCUCACUGUCAUCACGAAGGUGAACAAAAUCAUCAAGAAAGCGUUGGUGAUCACACUGGCCAUAACCACGAAGCUCACACAAGUCACGAAGGAGGUGACCAUACUGGCCAUAACCACGGAUCUCACACAAGUCACGAAGGAGGUGACCAUACAGGCCAUAACCACGAAGAAACUGAUCACUCAGGACAUGACCACACAACAGGUGAUCACACUGGCCAUAACCACCAAAAUCAUCAACACCGUAAAUAAUAAUUAUUAAGCUAAGAACACUCAAAUGUAUAAUGAUAUGACAAUCAAAUACUAAAUAAAUGUCAUUUUUCGAAAUGCAUUUUUAUUAUGAUAUAAUAUUCUCAUAUAAUAACUACAAUAUUGUACAACAUUAUGAAAUAAAUUAAGAUUACUCAA
Molecule: messenger RNA, 608 nt
Organism: Rhopalosiphum padi (bird cherry-oat aphid)
Lineage: Eukaryota; Metazoa; Arthropoda; Insecta; Hemiptera; Aphididae
Product: urease accessory protein UreE-like
Exons: 2
Coding region: 144-452 (102 amino acids)
Source: RefSeq, a predicted model, not a curated record